ACUUAGUCAUUAUUUUACUUACGCUUCUAACGGCCUCUAACAACGCAUGACCUUUUCUAGCAUUCACCAAUUAAUUGCCUUGGUAAUGAAUUGCAUAUGUAUAUACAUAUAUAUAGGCCUAGUGUAAACAUACGUGUAUUUACGGAAAUAAAUCACCAUAACAAACUGACCCUGGUGGAUCGAGCCCAGUGUAGCAUAACAAGUGACCUCAUUCAAAGGACAGCUUCGAUCUCUCAUCUACGCACUUGUUAUUCUAAUGCAUUUCACUUGUAUGCAUUCUGUGCAGUGUUUAAUUCCAGGCACAAGGUCACAUUUUCCCGUCAAUCGAUAUGCCUCACCCCAAUAGCGCCUCAUUCGCAUAAUUCUGCCUCGUGCGGGUCAAGUUCGCCCUCCAAUAGAGCCUCACAGAAAAUCUUCCAUUGGGAUCGCGUGCGCCCUUUCCGAGUAUCAUAUUCAGUUGGCCCUUCCUUCUACUCUCGUUUUCUCCGCUAAUCUGCUUCAGCAGCCAAGGUCAUCUUUGCCUUCAUCCUUCGUUGUGUUCGCAGUUGGCUUGACAAAGAGGCCGGCAAACAAGCCUGAUUUACAAGCGGUGUGGCGGCUGCAGACGAGAUUCGGACUCCACUCCCGCGAUAACCCCUAAGCAGAGCGAGAGGCGGAGACAGUCAUCUGUGGCGUUACCUUUGGCAGACCCGUCCAUAGCUGUGACCGGUUACAGGCGGGACGACCCCUUGGAAUUUAGUCAAAUUGACGACUUAAGUUUUCUCAAGGCGACGACUUUCCGUUUAUGUCGGACGAGAAACGACCGUCCAAACAGCCUGAGCGAGAGUUACGCGGAGAGCUUAGACAAGUUGCCUGCCAUUAUCGACGCGGAGGAGCAGGGUGAAAAUCACGGGACUCACGUGACACAUGACAAGAACUCGUCUGGCGAUUCUGAUAAAUGUCACGUGCUCCCUAACGGACAGCAUCUGGAGAAAGUUCCUGUUCCGGAAUAUCUACGGGAAUGCCUGUUGACAAAUGUAUGUUCACAUCAUAUGUAACUACUGGCGCAUUAUCCUUAGUAUCUUAAAGUAAUGUGAUGUUGACAAAUUGACAUUGAAAAAUGGUCUAAAUUGAUAUUUUCAAGUAAUCUGAACCGGGUUGUUGUGUAUAUAUAUGAUAGCGAAAUUACCACAAUACUUAAGUCAAAUAGUAAAAUCACCCAAGGCCACCAGUGAUAUCUUUUGUGAUUCCAUAAAAAGUUUUAAAAUCACCAUUUAGCUAAAUGACACUUGCGCCUAAAUUUUCAUGUGCUGGACAUCGAACUUUAGUCGGAGACGCAGUAUUUUGAUGCCUUUUCCGUGAAAGACUCUUUAUGAGCAGACUUUGGACGUUACUAAAAUCUAGUACUAGCUCAUUAGGUUACAGAAUCAGGGCUGAAGUCUUUGGCGUCAAAUACACCAAAAUGUCGACAGCAGUAACCUUUCCGGACGAGUCCAAGAUCAGGGAGAACCAAGAGCUUUUCCGUCAAAAAUUCCAGGAGGAGUUUUGGCUUCACAGGAAAAAGUACGAUUCUUUGUUGAGGAAGAGUAAGCGUAACUCAGACACAGUAGAUUCUUCGCAUCCCAACUCCUCCCCACAAAGCGAGGAAAUUUCUCUGGAAGAAGGCACGGCGUUUGAAGAGCUAUACGACAUGACGCUUGGGCGAAAGCAGCACAGCAAAGCGCGGGGAAUUUACCGCACUUUGUCCCGUUCAGGCGGUGAUAACAGCGUCGGUGCUGUUGUCAAAAAUGUCGGCAAAGAGAUUUCCGAGGCGUUUCAGUACCAGUUGGCUAUUUUGGCUGGGGCAGACGACAUCAAGAAAGCGGCGAAAUUCGCCAUCCACGCCAUUUUACAUUACAUGAAGUCCCCGGAUGCUGUCAUCAACGAAUCAGCGUUAAUGGACGCGGUGAUGGAAGAGAAUGUGCAUCCCGGAAUUAUGGAAGAUUUACAUUUGAAAACUCGUUUUCCGAACGAUAAACAUUUCCACGGUAUCCACUGGACAGCAGAUGGGUUGUUCCGCGAACCAGGAAUUCGUUGGCCCGAAGAGGUAGUUUGCAAGAAUAGCGCUGAGGAUCAAGGGGAGAUGAAAGUCCGCUUUUCCGGAUCCUUUACACCGUUCGGUUGUUCCUGUCGACCAGAAAUUUACGGUUAUCGCGCGCCAAUACAUGUGCGCGAUGCAGAAACCGGAAAUACAGUUAUUCUCUGUCGGGACAGAACCAUGCUGUGCAGGCUGAAGAACGCAGGGAAGCAAGGGAGAGAAUCCCCAAAUGUGCAUCAGCAGUUCACUCCCUUGGAAACGACAAGUUAAUCUCUCUCAGAAUUAGUUGUGGUAAAAUAUCUCUUGGUCGCAAGCACUGGAAUCUCUAAAAUCAGCUUUGCACAACGUGAUGGCACAGGAUAUAAUAAUGACUUUGAUUUGCUUAGGUCAGAAAGCACUGUAGGACGGUUCUCUGUAAGGGAGAAUGCUGGUAAUUAGACCUCGAUCAUUCAAAAGUGUUCCAUCAUCUGUGAAACUCUGCUGACUGAUAACUUCACUCCCGUUUUAUCUCGUUGAAUCUCGUCUGCAGAGUAAGACAUUUCUGGAAUGUUAAACUUACCUCUGACUGCAAACAUAGUCACAAUGCUUCUCCUGAAAUCACGUGAUUCGUCUUCUACCUCAAAUACACACAUCUUAAUACCCAACGAAUCAUUGCUGAAAGGAUGCUGGUCUUCGGAAAUCAGGCAGUAUGCAGGCCUAGGAAAACAAUAUCCCGUCAUACAUCGUAUCAUCAGUGUAUAGGCCUAACAAAAUAUUUAGCAUCAAAUGUGCAGUAUAUGCAGAAGAAUAAGAAAAGCAAUGGUGCGUGUCACAUGGAUAUAUAGACAGUUUAGGCCUAUUGAAGGAUUUUGCAUCGUACGUCCAGUACUUGCAGAAGGAUGCAACGCUGCGCCAUACAUAUCAAGGCAGUACUGGCAGGUAUGGAGGUAUAUUGCAUCACAUACCAUUACAGACAGAUGGACCGCAGGAAACCAAUGUUGUAUCAAUCGUCAUGUAGGACCCCAUUGACAGUACAAGCCUAUAAAUCAUUUUGCACCAAACACGAUUAUAGGCAGAAGGAUUACAGGCAAAGAGUAUUGCGUCACACAUGUAUAGGCAGUAUGGGCCGAUGUGGAAGUAUUUACCAUCACACACCAUUAUAGGCAGAAGGAUUACAGGCAAACAGUAUUGCGUCGUACAUCAUGUAUAGGCAGUAUGGGGCGAUGCGGAAGUAUUUAACACCACACUCCAUUACAGGCAGAAGGAUUACAGGCAAACAGUAUUGCGUCGCACGUGUAUAGGCAGUAUGGGGCGAUGUGGAAGUAUUUAACACCACACUCCAUUAUAGGCAGAAGGAUUACAGGCAAACAGUAUUACGUCGUACAUAAUGUAUAGGCAGUAUGUUGCGAUGUGGAAGUAUAUACCAUCACACUCCAAUACAGGCAGAAGAAUUACAGGCAAACAGUAUUGCGUCGUACGUCAGGUAUAGGCAGUAUGGGCCGAUGUGGAAGUAUAUACCAUCACACUCCAUUAUAGGCAGAAGGAUUACAGGCAAACAGCAUUGCGUCGUACAUCAUGUAUAGGCAGUAUGGGGCGAUGUGGAAAUAUUUAGCAUCACACACCAUUAUAGGCAUAGGGACAAGGAAAGCAGAGUUGCGUUACACAUCGAUAUAGAGUAUGGAGUCAUUCUACAUCACACAUCCAGCACAGGCAGAAAGACAACAGGAAAAAAGUUGUUUAUGUGCAGCACAGGCCAGGGAAACAUUUUACGUCACACAUCCAGUAUCACGAGAGGGAAGAACUUAGAAAGUCAACCCCAGAAGUCAGACUAUAAUGCUAUCUCCAGUUUGAGUCUUGAGAACUGGUCGGCAUUCUACGACAUACACCUUCCCCAAUUCGCUCAUGCUGAUCUGUUCUUAUUCAAGCUUUUAUCAAAGGAGAUUUCGGUUUUGGCGGGAAAUCAAAGCAGUCUGGACUUGUAAAAGGCAAGUAACUGUGGACCAGAUUGAAAAACAAACUGUGAAGAUCACGAAUUAGCUGUGGAGGUAUGAACUGCUUAUCGCACCGUGUUACAACUGCUGUGGCCUGUAUAUACUUUCAAUGAAGUCUGUACCGAACGACUACGUAAAAAGUGAAUCGACUAUUUAGAAUUUAAUAAAGUUUAAAGUGAUGUAAAUGUACAUUUUAAAUAACGGAACUACCUUGCAAUGUUUACUUACAGUGUUCAAUUUAGGACCAGAUUUUAUGUUGUGUGCGUUUUCAAACAUUUUGUUUAAUAUUUUGCUCAGUUCACAAGGUUGCUAUAAAGAGGCCAUGUAGCUCAAUUUUGUCGACGGAAUAAUCUCAUAAUAGCUGUGUAAUGCGGCGUACUACAUUUAUUCUUCCGCAGUUUCCCGUUACGGUGAAAAAUUACUCAAACUUUUUUGCAACUCUUUGUUCUAGGUUGGUGAUACAUUUUGAAUAAUUUAAUUUCUAUGAGAUAUAUUUUGUUUUUUACUUUUUUGUCUCAAUUAAAUGAUAAAUACUCAAACAAGUAUAUAAGUGUACAUUUACAAUGUUUUUAGGUACUGUUAGGCCCACGUCAUAUGUACAUACUUCAAUGUGACCUCUUUUUGAGUAUUGCUAGACCUAAUUUUUUUAACCUAAUUCUGUCUCAGCCUUGGUACUGAGCCUGGGUGGGGGGCGGGGGUGUAAGUUGCUGCUAUUUAUGCAUUUACAUGAACAGUUAGAAUAAAACCCUGACAGAGGUAAGUUGAGACAGUGUUUCACCGGUUACGUAUGAUUAUUUGCCAGCUAUCACACUGUCGUCGCUGCUCUGGUUUUACUGUCUAUGCUGUAGCCGUAUUUCACCGGUUACGUGUGCCCAUUUGCAACCUAUCACACUGUCGUAACUACUCUGGCUUUACUCUCCAUGCUGUACGUCUUUGAUUAUAUUUAUAGGUCUGUUCAGGAUGCGGGGUUAUCUUCUAUUGGGGAUUUAUAGCUCUGACUUUUAGAUUUCCCAGAUCUCACUGUUCGUUGGACCUUGGUGACAGUGAGCCAGGUAGCUAUAUUUAGUGCGCAUGGCCGAGAUUUCUUCGCUGUGGGACAAUCAAGGCCAUGUGGCCAUUGGUUAAAGCAAUAUAACUCUCGGCAGUCACACACAUUUCAGCAAGUUUCGUGCAUUUUAUGCGAGUCUUUGUGACAGCAACGACUUUAAAUGGGCUGAAACAUAGUUUCACAUUGAAAUCAGGCAGAUACACAUACAAAUUAGACUUGGACUGAAUAUUUGUCUUUUUGUCCAAGUCUGUAAUGUUGUAGCGUAGGCAUCGAUGUACUUUUGUUUAUCCCACGUAUGACUCGUUUGCUCAUGCGCAUUUAUGCACCUAUAGAAACAGCUAUCUGGCUUAUAAACACUCGGUUUAGCUCAGGUGUCUGUUUGCGCUUGCGCAGUCUAACGUUCGUUGAAGAUCAUUUAUCUUCCAAACCAUUAUAGCGCGCAAAUCUACGUCAUACGUGGAAAAGCUCGUCAUUAAUUUGCCAAAGGUCGGUGGUUUUCCCUAGGCAUUCCAAGCCCUGUUUCACGCACCACAUCAGACUGACCACCAUCCCUGAAAAUGUUUGAUAGUGUCAAACCAUAAAUAAAUAAAUCCCAAAGAAGAGUUAUCUUCUCUUGCAAACCUUGAGCUCCACGUAACAAGUUCCAAACCAAGAAGAUCUCUACCGCUAUUUUGAAUGGACCUAUGUACGUCUCUGUUUGACAAUUAUCACCGUAAGUAAUAACCCAUGCAGAUCACCAAAUCUUGUAUCUUAUCUUUUUUUUACGUUGAAACCCAUUGUUUUCGUUUCAAUUGACCAUUUUGCUUGAAAAUAUUUUAGUUACUUACCCUGUAAAUCAAACCAUUUUUAAACAACUAUUCUAUUCCUUUACCCUGGUAGUUUUACAAUACUACUUUAUUGUCUUAAUAAACUUGGCAAAAUAAUGUGCAUGCAAAAUAAUGUGCAUGCAAAAUAAUGUGCA
Liolophura sinensis is the source of this 6035-nucleotide messenger RNA. RefSeq lists its product as uncharacterized. Bases 1352 to 2326 code for a protein of 324 amino acids. The transcript has 4 exons. The record is from RefSeq and is a predicted model, not a curated record. Lineage: Eukaryota; Metazoa; Mollusca; Polyplacophora; Chitonida; Chitonidae.